Argentina anserina (silverweed cinquefoil) is the source of this 751-nucleotide messenger RNA. RefSeq names its product ethylene-responsive transcription factor ERF098-like. Gene Ontology annotation, biological process: regulation of DNA-templated transcription; ethylene-activated signaling pathway. NCBI's taxonomy places the organism in Eukaryota, Viridiplantae, Streptophyta, Magnoliopsida, Rosales, Rosaceae. Gene Ontology annotation, molecular function: DNA binding; DNA-binding transcription factor activity. The record is from RefSeq and is a predicted model, not a curated record. Bases 94 to 564 code for a protein of 156 amino acids. The transcript has a single exon.
ACCACCCUGAAGUACGUCAUUUGCCUCCAGUUUUAAGAUCAAACUAGCUAGCCAUACUUAGAUAACUUGCAGAACACUCGGGACUGUUUAAGCAUGGAGCGGGAGAGAGCAGAGAGUAAUGAGAGGAAGAGUAAUGAGAGGAAGAGUAAGCAGCCGAUCAAGGUGAGAGAUCAGACAAGGUACAGAGGGAUUCGGAGGCGGCCUUGGGGGAAGUAUGCGGCGGAGAUUCGAGACCCUUCGAGGAAUGGAGCACGUCUAUGGCUAGGUACGUUCGAGACGGCGGAAGAGGCAGCGAGGGCUUAUGAUCGAGCUGCUUUUGGCUUUCGGGGUCAUUUGGCCAUCCUCAACUUCCCCAAUGAGUACCAGUAUCAUAAUCCAUCAACCAGCUCUUUUGUUACGUCAUAUUCGAUUUCUUCUUCAUCAUCAACGUCAUCUACUUCAGCUUCAUCUGCUCUUGCUAAUUAUGGUGGAAGGCAUUUUGGACACGAAGAAGGUCGAGUGAUAGAGUUUGAGUGCUUGGACAAUAUGGUGUUGGAGGAGCUUCUUGAAGAGCAAGGGAAGUAAGCUCGGGAAAUCAAGGGAAACAGAGGCUCUAUAGUCUAUAGCAUGAUUGAAUUGUUUGGUUUCUAUUUUACGGGCUGUGAUUCAAUUACAACAAUGGGAAACUUUUGGCACCUUUUUGAAUUGAAUAAUUCAUUUUACCUUGUUUGUAAUUCGAAAAUAAUGAAGAUUUUGUUACUGAAGAAUGUAA